AUGCCUCUCAACGUCUCUCCACUGAUUUCUGCUACAAAUGUUAGAGCUCCAAUGCCCCUCAACGUCUCUCCACUAAUUUCGGCAAUAUUCUGUGGUUUGUUGCUAAUACUUAUGAUGUAUGGGGUCCCUAACAUGAAGACUGACAAAGUUGAUGUUGUCCAAAGGAGGGUUAACCUUAUGGAAAAGGAAGGUGUGAAUUUUGUGGUCUAUGUUAAUGUAGGAAAAGAUCCUUUUUACUCAUUGGAUCGGCUUCGCCAGGAGAAUGAUGCUAUUGUUUUGGCGGACCUCCCUGUUCCUGGGCGCGAACUCACUGGAGUCCAUUUUGAUAUGGAGUUUCUUCACGCCAAUACUAAAAGCUUGCUUGAUAGCAAUCAUCAGGACGGUAAAUACAUCUCUGCAAAGGGCAAGAAGGUAGUGGUAAUUGGUGGAGGUGACACCGGCACAGAUUGUAUUGGGACAUCUAUCCGUCACAGUUGCAGUAGUAUUGUUAAUUUAGAGCUUCUCCCUGAGCCGCCACGAACCAGGGCUCCUGGCAACCCUUGGCCACAGUGGCCUCGCAUAUUCCGCAUAGAUUAUGGACACCAGGAAGCUGCUGCCAAAUUUGGCAAAGACCCAAAGUCCUAUGAGGUAUUGACUAAGCGGUUUGUUGGAGAUGAGAAUGGGGUUGUGAAAGGAUUGGAAGUGGUCCAUGUCCACUGGGAGAAGGAUGCUAGGGGGAAGUUUCAAUUUAAGGAAGUUGAGGGCUCUGAGGAGAUGAUUGAGGCUGAUCUAGUUCUUUUAGCAAUGGGUUUCCUUGGUCCUGAAUCGGUUAGUAUUCUGAACUACUAUCAUAUAAUGGAUGAUAUCUCUGGGGUGAACUACUUUGAAACUCGAAAAGCUACGGGAUGGCUUGAAGAUUUGCUGUCAAAUUUCUGCACUCUAAAAUAUUGA
Ilex paraguariensis (yerba mate) is the source of this 930-nucleotide messenger RNA. Lineage: Eukaryota; Viridiplantae; Streptophyta; Magnoliopsida; Aquifoliales; Aquifoliaceae. The record is from the annotation of a GenBank genome assembly.